AUGAGUCUAACUUGUGUUUUCUUGGUUCAGUCAGGUCAGUUCAGUGAGGACAUGAUUCCCACCGUGGGCUUCAACAUGAGGAAGGUCACCAAAGGCAACGUGACUAUAAAGAUCUGGGACAUCGGUGGGCAGCCUCGAUUCCGGAGCAUGUGGGAGCGGUACUGCAGAGGGGUCAACGCCAUUGUUUACAUGAUAGAUGCUGCAGAUCGUGAAAAGAUAGAAGCCUCUCGAAAUGAGCUACAUAAUCUUCUAGAUAAACCACAGUUACAAGGAAUCCCAGUGCUAGUACUCGGAAACAAGAGAGACCUUCCAAAUGCCUUGGAUGAGAAACAGCUCAUUGAAAAAAUGAAUCUGUCUGCUAUCCAGGAUAGAGAAAUCUGCUGCUAUUCAAUUUCUUGCAAAGAAAAGGAUAAUAUAGAUAUCACACUUCAGUGGCUUAUUCAACAUUCAAAAUCUCGAAGAAGCUGA
Messenger RNA from Elephantulus edwardii (Cape elephant shrew), 468 nucleotides. It is a transcript of the gene ARL8B, whose product is annotated as ADP-ribosylation factor-like 8B. The transcript is spliced from 6 exons. Gene Ontology annotation, cellular component: lysosomal membrane. The record is from RefSeq and is a predicted model, not a curated record. Gene Ontology annotation, molecular function: GTPase activity; GTP binding. NCBI's taxonomy places the organism in Eukaryota, Metazoa, Chordata, Mammalia, Macroscelidea, Macroscelididae. The coding region runs from base 1 to 468 and encodes 155 amino acids. Gene Ontology annotation, biological process: protein transport; anterograde axonal transport.